UCAGAAACUGAUAAACUGGCUUCAGGAGGCACGAUGUCGCUCACUGUGAAAAACAUUUCUGUCAUUUACAAUCCUAUCAAUCAGAACAAUACUUUCACCAGCGGGGAUUUUAUAUCUGGACAAGUCAUUCUGGAUGUGGUGAAAGACACUCAAAUGCAGUCGCUGAGUGUGAAAAUUAAAGGGAAAGCAAAUGUUUGCUGGUCAGAGCAUUACGGUAAAACCACAGUUGUUUAUUCGGAUAAAGAGAAGUUUUAUUCGGUGGAGAGGUUUUUCGUUCGGACUGACACAAAGAAUGGUAAUGACCAUGAGAUGCUGAAGGAUCCCUCGGGACAGCCUUACUCUUCGGUCGUGGCACCAGGUCGUCAUCUUUACCCUUUCACCUUUCAGUUGCCCUUACAGCACUUCCCAUCAUCCCUCAAAGGUUCAGUUGGAAAAGUUCUCUACACUUUGGAGACAAAACUAUGCCGAUCAAUGCGUGUGUCUAGCAAAGCUAAAGCAGAGUUUAACUAUGUUCCAGGCGCUGAUGUUUCCAAUCCUGAACUAAUGGCUCCUCAGUAUGGAACCAUAGAUAAACAAAUGAAGUUCUUCAACUCUGGGAAUGUCUCCAUGAACAUAAGCACUGAGAAAAUGGCAUACUAUCUUGGAGAGGGCUUAAAAGUUUUGGCCGAAAUUCAAAAUGGCUCUUCCCGAAUAAUCAAGCCUAAGUACUGCCUGUAUGAAAAAUACAGUUUCUUUGCCAAAGGAAAGAGAAAAGUUCACACACAUGACCUUCUUAAAGAGGUGGGGGAAUCUGUUGAGCCAAACUCAAAGAAAACCGUCACCACAGUGCUGUCCAUUCCUCCCAGCCUUACAGCCUCAAUCCUAAACUGUAGGAUCCUCAAGGUUGAGUACAGACUUAGGGUUUACCUGGAUGUGAAAUAUGCUUCAGAUCCAGAGAUCAAACUCCCAAUAGUGGUUCUUCCUCUUCAGCCUGUAUCAGGUGCAAAUGGUGCUACAAAUAGUGACUUUGGAAUUUGGAAUCAGUCACAGUCAGGCAGUGCAGGCCCUAACCUGCCUCCUACAGCUCCAUCAGUCAAACCACAAAAUAUGGCUGGACCACCUGGUCAGCUCGGUGCCCCUGAUUACCCUGGACCUCCUGUUGGUCAGUUUCCACCUCCUGGUUACCCUGGACCUCCCCUGGGUCAGUUUGGGGCUCCUGCUUACCCUGGACCUCCAGGUCAGUUCGCUUCCUCUUAUUACAGUGGAGCUCCGGGCCAGUUUGGUCCUUCAGUUACACAUCAGUCAAGCACAUCAGCUCCACCUCCAUAUCAGGAGUUUAAGCUUUAUCCACAGCUGCCAGAUCAGCCAGAAAAAUCUUGACAAAAUCAUUUUGGAGUCACUUUCUAGGCUUCUUUUAUUGUUGUGAUGUUUAUUAAAGCUUUGGUUGCACUGUAGUUUGGGAACCAUUUCUCACUUUUAAUGAACCAUUAAUUAUGACUGACUUAUUUGCUGAACAUCUGAUUUGGUGCUGGUUUAUAAUUUGGUUGUUAAUAAAUUUAUGCAUAGGGUAGAAUUACAGGAUCUCAAAUGUAGUCAUGCAGGAAUCAGUAAAUUGCUAAUAAACAGCUAAUGUGCUAGUAAUAUGCAUUCUAAUAAACAACUAAAGUGUGAAUUGGUCCCUGAACGAAAAUAAGCCUUACUGUAUCAUAUCAACAAUGACCUGUACUAUUUUUUUGUAGGUUAGUAGUUGACGCUUAAUGAGUAAAUAAAUCAGCCAAUAUGAAUGUUUUCACUCGAUUGGGUGGGUGUUAUCAGUGGUUAUCAGCUGAUAGAUAUGUGCUAGUAGGGGCCCUCUGCGUCUACUAGUAGGCUCAGAAGGCUGUUAUUAUUCAUCCACAUGGUUAAUCAUCUAUAGAUCACAUACGGCUGUGGCUGGAAGUUAACGAUAAUUAUUUAUAUCAUGAAAUAAAUUCCCCAUUAAUUAUAUUUUAUUAACGUCUACCCCUAUCCCAACCCUAAACCCAACUGUCACAGUAAUGUAAAAACAGAUCCUGAUCUGGAGUCUUCUCUAUUAGUGUUGCUGAUUAACCAUGUGAAUGGAUGAUAAAAGCAUUCUGAGCCUACCAGUAGGCGCUGAUUGGCCCCUACUGGCCCAUAUCUAUCAGCUGAAAACCACUGAUAAUACCCAUUCAAUCGAGUGAUAAUAUUCGAAGCGAGUGAAAUAAAUAAACAUAGAUCCUGUAUUAUUUAUUUUUGUAUGCUAAACCAUCUGUGUGGCGCUACAUUCUGCAUCCCAUACAGCAUUUAAAUACAGCUGUAUUUGUUUUGAAGUGAAUGCAGUACUAUUCUUCAGUUGUGUUCUUUGCUGUAUAUAGUUGAAGGGAACGAUAUGUGAAACCUUACUGUGAAAGUUUGCAUAAAUUGUUAUAAAAUGUAAGUGUUUUUAAAGGGAUAGUACACCGCAAAAUGAAAAUUUACUCACCCUUCACUUAUUUCAAAACCUGUUAACCACACAAAAGAAGAUAAAUUGAAUAUAUCUGUAACUAUAGACUCUAAAUAGUAUUUGUUUUUCCUACAAUGGAAGUCAGUGGUUAAAGUUUUCUGCCUUGCUUGAAAAUAUCAUCUUGGGUGUUUAACAGAAGAAAGGAAAUUGUAAGGAUU
Messenger RNA from Danio aesculapii, 2640 nucleotides. Its product is annotated as arrestin domain-containing protein 3-like. Gene Ontology annotation, cellular component: plasma membrane; cytoplasm. The record is from RefSeq and is a predicted model, not a curated record. Gene Ontology annotation, biological process: protein transport. NCBI's taxonomy places the organism in Eukaryota, Metazoa, Chordata, Actinopteri, Cypriniformes, Danionidae. The transcript has 7 exons. Bases 34 to 1359 code for a protein of 441 amino acids.